Molecule: messenger RNA, 1705 nt
Organism: Thamnophis sirtalis
Lineage: Eukaryota; Metazoa; Chordata; Lepidosauria; Squamata; Natricidae
Source: RefSeq, a predicted model, not a curated record
GACAAAACUCACUUAACAACUGUCUUGCUUAGCAAUGGAAAUUUGGAGGCUUGAUUGUGGCUGUAGAUCAAGGAUUACCUAUAUGGCUGCUUUUUGUAAGAAGUUAAGUAAAUAUUUAUUAGCUUGUGGGAUUUCAGUAUUUUUUGUGUAUAUGUCCCAGGUUUUUAGCCCCCAUAUAGGUAGAUACACUUCGUUUUCAACUGUCUAAGCCUCAUGUAAAGAUAUUAGCAUUAGCUACCUCUUUUCCUGCAGCUUUAAAGGAUUCAGUGGGCAUUUCAUCUGCAUUUGAUGUAUUCCCGUUUGAAGCUAUUCUAUCGGGUCACAUUCUUGUCGAGCUAGUUCCUAAAUAUAUUCCCUCUCCCUUCAAAUGUCUUUGUCAAUUUACAAUCUCUUUUGUAAACGAUCCAAGUGUAGUCUUUUCAUCUUCCUUGAAUCUCAUUUUUCCAUUCAGAUAUUUUCUAUAUUUGUGUUGAAUAUUUUACCAUAGCUGAAAAAUUUCCCUUGAUUUUUUUUACUGGUACUUUUCUUUUUCUUGAUACUUGCCCCUGUUUAUUCACAACCUUAAUUUUUUGUGCCUUUUUUGAUAUCGAAUGUCUGUGUCCAGUCUUCAUACAUUCUUAUUUCCUUUCUUUGAUCUUUCCGCAGCUAUCAUGACAGCUUGAAUCCUUUUCCUUGGUAAAUUUUUGGUGGUUUUGGUUUGGUUUCCAUAGGAUCUUUUCUUACCAUACCUUGUCAGGUUUAGUUUUGCAUAAUUUAAGUAUAAUAAUCUGUACCUUGUGUUUCAACUAUAUAGCUCCCUAGGUCAUAUUUUACUGAUAUACCUUUUUUCUUUGAUUUUCUAAGUUUAAUCCAUUUGAAUAGCAAUAAUUUGUGGUUUUACAACCUGUAACAGGAAUUGUGUUACUGACUGGAUAGUGCUUUUUCAUCAGAAUGGUAGCUAAAAGAAGAUGGUACUGAUGGCAGAGAAGCAUUUGGAGAAUUCUUAAUAGAAUAAGAAACUUACUGUAAUUCAGCUACUGAGGCAAAAUAUGGAUUUCUGAAUGAAGUGCUGCUACUCAUUCCAUCAUAGUGUCAUUUAGAUUAGACUAUUAAGUUGUGAUUAAACUAAGUCACUCAGGGUGCUUUAUACAUAAUAUACAAAAUUCAGUAUUGAAUUGAUAGCUUCUAUCCAAAAGUGUAGCCUAGACUAUUUGCAGAUCAAAAAUGACUCAUUCUGUAAUUUUGAUGCUAAAGAAACCAAAGCUGCAUCAGAGAUUGUUAAACUCUUGCGGGAAACAUUAUGUUUUAGAUACCAUUAGAGUUGUGGCCAUGAUGGUCUGCAGAUGUUUUAUGUUGUCAGAAUGAAAAUCAGAUGUAGAACUCUGAAGAAUGACCCGUUUUCUCAAGUUAUUUUCUUCUUGCACAAUCACAGAAUGACCAAUGCCUGCCAUCGUAAAUGUGUUCCUCCACACUACAAAGAAGCUGAACUGUCAAAAGGAGAAUCCGUGUGCCUGGAUCGCUGUGUCUCCAAGUAUUUGGACAUUCAUGAGCGGAUGGGCAAGAAACUGACAGAACUCUCAAUGCAGGAUGAAGAACUGAUGAAACGGAUGCAACAAGGGACUGGACCUGCCUAAGCUCUUGCUUCCAGUUCUCCCAGCCUAUCUCUACAUCUUGUGUCUGGACUGGUGUUAAUUCUCGCUUUUGCCAAUAAAACAUCCAUGCUGUA